This is a messenger RNA of Eremothecium sinecaudum, 1947 nucleotides long. It is a transcript of the gene SFL1, whose product is annotated as Sfl1p. Lineage: Eukaryota; Fungi; Ascomycota; Saccharomycetes; Saccharomycetales; Saccharomycetaceae. Gene Ontology annotation, molecular function: sequence-specific DNA binding; DNA-binding transcription factor activity. The record is from RefSeq and is a predicted model, not a curated record. The coding region runs from base 1 to 1947 and encodes 648 amino acids. The transcript has a single exon. Gene Ontology annotation, biological process: regulation of DNA-templated transcription.
AUGUUGCAUGCUGGAGAUGGCAAACAGAACAGCGGAAGUAAUCGUAGCAGUACUGGGAGUUCUGCUUCGGGGCUUGCUGUUGGAGGGACACCUCAGCAUCACAAUACUGCGUUUAUACACAAGUUGUACAGUAUGUUAGAGGAUGAGGAGAUGAAAGAUCUGAUCUGGUGGUCUCCUGCGCAGAAUUCAUUUCUGAUAAGGCCUAGUGAGCGAUUUUCCAAGGCCUUGGCCACAUAUUUUAAGCAUACUAAUGUUGCUUCGUUUGUGAGACAGCUAAACAUGUAUGGUUUCCACAAAGUUAGCGAUCAUAAGCAGAGUGAUAAGGGACCUGAGAUUGAUAAAAACUGCGGCGUGGAUGAUGGGUCUAUUACGCCGUGGGAGUUUCGUCAUAGUAUGGGGUGUUUCAAGAAGGGUGAUAAGGAAUCUCUGAAGUCCAUUAAACGACGGUCAUCGAAGAGUCAGAUUGUUACUAUGAAGAAUAAUUCAGCCAUUAGUUCGAUGAGCUCACUCUCGACUCAGCAGGAUCCCACAUGGUCUGAGCCAACUAGAGUACAAUCUCCAGAAGCCGACGAUGGAUAUUAUCAGCAGCAGUAUUCGGAUCUACAGCAGCAGAUCCAGCAACAGUUUAGUCACCCUGUUAUGCCAGAAAAGCCUGUUGAGUAUAAACAGCAGCAGAUGGGCGUGGUAUCGAUGCAGAAUAAGUUUGAGACUGCUAUUGAAGAGAUAAGAGCUACCAAUAUGGAUAUGUUGAUGCUAUUGGAUUUGGUAACCAAAGCGAUCACCAUUUCGUCGAUACGUAAUACUUCAGGAAGUACUUCCAAAAAGGCAAGGGUUUCACUCUCAAGCUCAGAAGGAAGCAAAGGACAACUGAAUCCGGAUUUAGUAUCGCCUCCGGGCGAGGGUUCACAACUAAGUCAAGAGCAGCUAAUAGAACAUUUAAACCAAGAAAUUAUGAACUUUAAGUCAAGUAUUUUGACCAAAUUAAACAAAACGACGGACUUCCUGCGGUAUGCUCCUAAUGUACGACAUUUACAGAAAACAUCACAUUCUUCACUACCUGGGUAUUCUUCAGUGCCAUCUACGGCGUCGGUCACUCCCGCGGCUGGUAUAAACACGGCAGCUUUCCAAUCAAACAGUUCCAACACUAUUACUUCUUAUGGAACGUAUGCUUCUGGAAAUCCUAUAUCUAAUAUUUCAAAUCCCCCAAAUAUCGGUGUGCCGCAGUAUCUUACAGCAAAUCCGUUUGCUAAAAGGAAUUCCUCUACCUCAUUAACGAGAAAAAGGCAUAUGAGUUUAUUAGUCGACCCCUUUGCACCAGCACCUGCCCAAACUACUUCAGCAGCUUCUUCUCCGAAUAUACGAGAACAUCAUACACCGUCCCACGGUGCAAUAGGAAGUUCAGGAGCAGGCGCUCCAGCGCAAUCUGUUCUAAUAGGGGAAAAAAGACCUCAUUCACCGCAUCUCCGGGAAUCACCUCCUCUAGCUGAGGUGUCGACAACAAUGAAAAGUUUCCGUGAUAGUUCCCAACUGAGUCGUUCUACGGAAGCUUCGGAUAACACAGAUCAACGUCGACCCACUACACAAUCGAUAUCAUAUAAGCCUUCUGUUUCGUAUGUUCCUGUACAAGCGGAAUCAGGCCCUAUUACUCAACAACCGAAACGACAGUCGUUGCCACACAUUUUACCAUCUUGUGCGGCGAACUCCGCUUCUUUUACAUCAUAUGCAAAAAGCGCGGUUCCAUUUGCAAGUACUUCAUCCAGUGCAUUAGCUGGACAAAUGCCAAUGACUGCAGGAGAUGAUAAUGCACCAAGACCGUCAUCUUUGAAUCCUGUGAAACCAAUGCCAGCUAGUCCUAGCAAGGUUAUUGCUCGUGCUCAAGAGGGACGUAAACAGCCUCUGAACACAAAGAGUAAGGAUCUUUAUGAUUUAUUAAACCAUGACUCCUAA